Messenger RNA from Fraxinus pennsylvanica, 7716 nucleotides. The record is from the annotation of a GenBank genome assembly. Lineage: Eukaryota; Viridiplantae; Streptophyta; Magnoliopsida; Lamiales; Oleaceae.
AUGGAAGACGCUGAUGGCAUUGACUGCAAUGAGCAAAAGCCGCCAGAAUUCACAAACAAAAUCAACCAUGAAGCUAAACUCAAAGAAAUCCUCCGAAAUCUCACUUCCGUUGAAUCAAAACUCUGUUCUGAUGCCUCAAAAGAGUUCAUCAAACUUCUCAAGUCCGAGUCUGGGCCAGAAUUCCUCCUAGCUUACAUUCAAACGUCGUCCAAGCUUGUUGAGAUUUUCCAAGCCUGGAAUGCCCGGAAAGAAAAAUCUGGGUUUUCAUACCUGUUAAGUUUGAUUUCCGUGAUUUUAAGCCACCCCAGUGGGAUGAUUGAUAACUUGGAUGUUAAUAGUGGUGUUAAUAUUGGGCGGGCAUUGGAUAAGUUUGCUCGAGUGAUAAUUGAGGAGAAGAUGAAGGAUUUGUACAAGGAGCUGAAUAGUAAAGAGGUAAAGAGGCAGAAUUCCGUGCUCCUGUUGUUGGCCUCGAUUAUAAGGCGUAGUUCUCAGAUGGCGUGGGAAGUGGCAAAGAGUUUUGAUUUUAAGCUAACUAUUUUUCCAAAACUUGCCGAAGUCAAAUUGAGGGCAAAAAGAUUUGAGGAGAGAAGGAAGAAAUACUCAACAAGGAAAGCAUAUGUGGGGUUUGCGAUGGCAUUUUUGGAGGUUGGAAAUCCGAGGUUGUUGAGGGGGAUUUUGCAACAGAAGGAGAUGUAUUCAGGGGUGUUGAGGGGCCUGGGAAAUGAUGAUGAGGAGACUGUGGUUCAUGUUCUCUCAAUAUUGCGCCACAGGGUGCUAGUGCCCGAGUCUUCGGUGCCUCCGGGGCUUAGGAGUGUGUUGUUUGGUAGCGUUACUUUGGAAAAGUUGGUUAGCAUUUCAGGGAGGGCUGAUUUUGGGGAUGCUGCGGCACUGGCUCACAGUGUGCUGAUUACGGUCUGUACUAAUCCUGAGAACGGCUUGAUGCCGGAUUUGGACAGACAGCCAAGUCCUUUGAGAGGGAAUCCAAAACGACUUUUGGGUUUGAUGAAGAAGUUGAAGGCAACUGAAGUUGAGUACCACAAGGAUCUGCUUCUGGCUAUUGUGAAUGGAAGACCGUCACUUGGUUCUGCAUAUUUGGAUGAGUUCCCUUUCAACCUUGAAGAUCUCGCAUCACCUAACUGGUUUGCUGCUAUUUCUUUGGCUGCAAAUGUGGUAUCCUCAGUGAGUGAUGGGAUUGCUUUUAGUUUUGUCGAUUCUCGAGAUCCACCUACAUUCGACAGUCCAUACGUGCAAAAUAUAAUGAAAUGUAUAAGCCCACGACCUUUUUCUAGAUUAGUAAUAAAUAAAGGGUUACUUCACUCUGAUUCUCUUGUAAAACACGGAACUUUGAGGCUUGUACUGGAGGAAUUGAAGGUUUUGGAGUCUUUAAUGAGCUCUUUGGAGACAUGUUAUUCAAAGAAUCAAAUGCUGCAUAGAUGGACGGUUCUAAAGCAAGACAUUCAGAAUGAAGUCCGUGUUUUGCUUCCUGAUCCCCAAGUUCUUUUGUCAUUUUUGUCUUUUAUGAAUAGUCACUACAAGAAUCUCUGGUCUCUUUCAAAGAGAAAAGCUGAAUCAGUUCUUAAGUCAGAACAUACUAGGAAUGGUAGGAAAAAGUUGAAAGCUUCUACUGCAAACGAGGAUGUGGACAUUCUUGUAGGUGGGAUUAAUUCUUUUCCCGAGUUAAAUUCAUCUGGGGACAGUGAAGGGGUUCUGGAUUCAAGUGAUGGGCAUCAGUCUAGUAAUGGAAACGAUUUUGUGAAGACUAUUGGAGAUAUUUGGGGUUUGCGUCAAUGCUCCUUGAUAGACAUGGCUCUAAAAGAAGGGGAAACAUAUUUUUACUCCAAGCUGCUUAAUGUACUUCAAAUCUAUCUUAGGACCAUGCCUGCAGCUUUUGAGGGGUCUUUUGAUUUCUUUAAAGUUCUACCAAGUAAUCCCGUAUCACUACCACCUAUUCUGCUGCAGUCCUUAUUACCACUGCUUAUUCAGCAUGUUGGUUGGUUUUCUAAAUACAGGACUCAGAUUAGAACCCAGGCACAAAUGUAUAGGCAUCUACAUCCAUUUCUGAGCUUGUUAAUUUAUUCACCAAUUAGGGAGAUAAAAGAACAAGCUUAUAUUCUGGCACAAGCAGCCAUGUUAAGUACUGGUGCAUUUGACAAUAACGCAAGGGAAAUUUUUGCUUGGUUCUUCUUUAUACCAGGCUAUAACAGCAACAGUAUUAAUGUUGAAGAACCAGAGGUUGAAAUCUUACAACAGCUGUCUUCAACUAUUGUUUCUUUUUUAUGUGAUGCUGUUUCAACAAUUGGAAAUAACUUAUUUAAAUACAUGGACCUCUUGAGGCAAUAUACCUAUGAUUCAGAAGGUGGUAAAGAUUUAAUUCCUGAAUUUAGCCCUUUCAUUAUUUGUAUCUUGGAGAAGUGCCUGCGCUUGCUUAGUUCUGGCUCUGGUGCCUUCACAUUACCCCAAAAGACGCUGAUAUCGUUGUACACGUGUUGCACAAUCAAAUAUAUAAUGGAUACUCAGGUAGAUGCUGGCCCAUUAUCGUUUCUUAUUGAUCGUUUGUUAUCUGAGAAGUUGGCGAGUUCUAGCUGCAAGGUUGAUGUCUUGGAUCUUUCGGCCUGCCCGUGUGAGUGGAGGCCGUUGACGACCUUAUUGCUUUUUUCACGAACUAUUUUUCAGCGACAAACAUAUAAAAUUUCUUCAAUUCUUGGGGAAGUUAUGCAUUCUGACAGUUCCUUUGUCAGUUCUCUCGAGGAUGUUAAAAGAAUUAUGAAUAGUGAGUAUGGUAUUGGAUUGGUUGGAUUAACUCUGGGGUUUUCCUUUUCAAUGAUGUGCACGUCACCUGCUGAGAUAUUAUGGAAUUUCCCAUCAGUCAUAUCUAUUGCAAAUAACUUGCUUGGGGCCACUUUCUUAGUCUUGUCGUCUAUAUUUUUUCUUCAAUCAAGUUUUUUUACUGAUGUUUCUAAAUUGUGGCCUGAAAUGUUCACUGCUGGUCUGGAAAGUGUUAGAGUGCGUGGUGAAGAAAGAAAUGAUGAGAUGAUUCAAAAAGUUGAUCUCAAUUCAAUGGAAGCCGAUUCCGCUGCAUUUUCUCUCUAUUUAGAAAAAGCUCCAUUUUAUGUGCUCUUUUCAGCCACUGCACACAGCAAGGAUUCACAUUUGUUCAAGCACCCGAAGCUGCAAAAACUUCUUCUGGCUAAACUAUCAGAGAUGCCCCCUGAUCAUUUGAUUUCUUCUUUCUGCAACUUACUUUUCUGGAUCAAUCAGGCAAAAUCAUCCUACAUUGUUAGACAAUUGGAUGAACUUGAGAUGCUUUCUGAAAUGUGCUUUACUCUUGCAGAGCACUCACUGAAACAAAUAUUUGUUGAAAAUACAAAUAAUUUUUCUUCAGCUUAUAUUCAGGCUCCUUUACAACUACAGUAUGCUGCAGAGGUUGCAGAAAUUAUCUUUAAUCAUCCUUCAGUGACAGCAUUACUGAAAUUGCCUUUUUCUGGUAAUGUAGAUUGUUCGGAUUCAGUUUUUGGGGACACUUCGGAAAUACUUCUACAAGUAGCUAAACAAGGAGUUCAUAUGAUGAACCAUCAUCUCCUAAAUUUAUUAGGAACAACUUGCGAGCUUUUGUUUUCUAGGUGCAAUUGUCCAAGAUCUCAAUUGGAGGAUAGUCAUGCUAAUAAGAGGAUAGCAAAGGCAUUCAAAGGCCUAGCACAGAAACUGUUUUUGACAUUUAAGAAUAACUUUGAUGAAUGUAUCAAAACAAAGGACUUCAAGCCUCUGCUCCCUACAUUUUAUUCUUUACACACUUUGAUUCGCUUCAUAUCUCCCUUUGAGCUGCUUGAACUGGUAAAGUGGCUGUUCUCCAGGAUUGAUUUCCAUGAUGUGGCUUCUUGUCUGUCAUCAAAAAAUUCAGCUCUUUCUGUUGGUUUACAUAUUGCUGGUUGGGCUUUUGAUUUUCUGUUGGGGCACAUGUGGCAGCCAUUCUUAGAAAGUACAGAAUUCAAAAUCUUUGGUGGAAUAAACGAAAAAAGUUUUGACGUUCCCCUGUUUGAGGGAAUUUUUUUUCAAGUAUAUGGGAUUGCCAUUCAUUUUGAACUAGACGUUGCGAAUACAUGUCUUCUAAAAGCUGUUAAGGUUGUUAAAAAAAUGCAUAAAGUUAUGCCAAACCUGUGUCUCCACUCUAUUAUGGCUUUGUCAAGAGUUAUGGCAAGUACUCCUGUAACUCUGCUUUCUCAUUGCUUGCACAGGAUAAACAAAACGAAAUCUGAGUUAUUAUUUCUUAUUUCUGAAAUAAGCCCCCUGCAUCUAUCUAUCUUUGGACACAUGAUUGCUGAAAUACCAAAUAAACCUUUGCUUCCAAAGGCCAAGUUAAUGACAGAAACUUGUUUGGACCUAUUUUCUGAUGACGAAGUAGUAAUGCAUCUUCCCAUGGUCUUCUUGUUCUUAAAUUCAUUUGUUUUAAAAUUUGAGGGCCAGUUAUACAAGCACUUGGAAUAUAUAAUUUCUUUCUAUGGGAGGAGACUCUUGGAUGGUUUCUCAAACUGGAAUAGCUUUGUCUGCAAGGAAAUUUUUGAAAUAGGACUUGAUGAAUCCUUUCCUUUAUCGAAGGAAGAAUACUCGAAUCUUCUCUUCAAUAGUCUUCUUGUAAAAUCAAUUGUUUUGGUACAAGACUACCUUGUGUCAAGUGGGGAUUCGUUGAAGCUGGAAAGGAGAUUGACUCUGUUUGAUUCCGUCUGCCCAUGUGUGAGUGCAAAUGAUGAUCUGUUGGGCUGUGAUCGUGGUCAAAUUGAGUUUGAUUCACUUGAGCAAUCUUUAAAUUUUGUGAAUAGAGCUGUUGCGAAGAUAAAAUUUUGUAGGAUGCUAUUAUUUCCUGAUUACAAUCAACACCAGUCUUGGCUGUAUAAAGGAUUAACAAAGAUGAAGUUGUUCGAAGUUAACUCUGAUGCCCUAGAUAAGUCAAGAAUCCGGUUCGUAAGUUUAUUGAUUCAUUCCUGGAUGUUGCUUGUCAAGAAAUUCCCUGGAGACAUUGAUCAUUCCAAACAAUUAGAAGACAAGAACGUUUCUUUGUUAAGAUUUUUGGAAGUCUUCAUAAUAAGAACUGUUUCGGAUCUGACAGCAUCGAUGUGUGAUUACCUUAUCAGGUUGGAUUCUCUUGCAUUCAUAGAAUUAUUUGGCAAGUCAUUUCUUCUCUAUAGGUUUGAGGACCUUGCAACAAUGCAGACGCUGCGAAGUGUUCUUACUUCUUUAUCUCAGGGGAAUUUCUCUUGCAUUACACUACUCCAGCUUUUGCUUGCUCACUCCCAAUUCACGAAAACAAUUCAUUUGUCCUGCAAAUCAUACAGUUCUACUCAGUUUGGCUUGGUUUUUACUCCGAUGCAGAGCAUAUUAAGAUCACUUGUUAUUUCUCAUACUGAUGCGCUCAACAGAAGUAAUAUGACAUCAUCUCAGCUCAAUUUAAAGAAGCUAGAACUUAUUAAGUUGGUCAGGGUGCUUUUCCGCAUCAAUGCUCACCAAAGCGAAGUUAAUGGUGGAGGAGACACUGGCAUAAAUUCAAAGGAGUUGCUUUAUUUGCUUUUGUCUUCAUAUGGGGCAACACUUUCUGAAGUUGAUUUAGAAAUAUAUAGUCUAAUGAUUGAAAUUGAGUCUGGUGAUAAGUCAAGCACUGGAACUAUUGCUAAAAUGGAUUAUCUAUGGGGCAUUGUUGCUUUAAAAGUGAGAAAAGAAAGGGAACAGGACCAGGGCAUAGCUUUUUUGAACACGACUGAUAUUGAAGCCUUUGAAGAUCGCCGAAGAAAUCAAUUUAGAGAGAAUAUUCCUGUUGACCCAAAGUUGUGUGCACGAACCGUGCUUUAUUUUCCUUAUGAUAGAUCUGUCAAUGAGGUACCAAACAAGAGUAAAAAAGAUAACUUUCAAAACUUCCAUGAGGACUAUUCUGUGACCGUUGAUAAGAUGCAAAUGUACGAUCCUGUAUUCAUCCUGCGCUUCUCGGUUCACUGUCUGUCAAUGGGCUAUAUUGAACCCAUUGAGUUUGCUAGUUUGGGCUUGCUUGCAGUUACAUUUGUCGGUGUAUCUUCACCUGAUAUUGAUAUGAGGAAAUUGGCUUAUGAAGCACUAGCAAAAUUCAAAACUGCACUGGAGAAAUGUCGGAAGAGGAAAGAUGUGACCCGACUUCGGCUUUUAUUGUCAUAUUUGCAAAAUGGUAUAGAAGAACCGUGGCAGAGGAUUCCUUCCAUAACUGCUGUAUUCGUUGCAGAGGCUUCUUUUGUUUUACUGGAUCCAUCACAUGACAAUUAUUCUACCAUAAGCAAGAAUCUUAUGCAUUGUUCUAGUGCGAACAUGAAGACCAUACCAUUAUUCCAGAGUUUUUUUUGGAGUAGCUCUGUUAAUUUCAAAACAGACAGGCUAUGGAUACUUCGGCUUUUGUAUGCUGGGCUAAAUACAGAUGAUGAUGCGCAAAUAUAUAUCAGAAACUCCAGUUUUGAAAUGCUUAUGAGUUUUUACGGAUCUCCUCUUUCAGAUAACAUGUCAAAGGAACUUAUUAUUCAGAUUGUAAGGAAGGCUGUCAAACUACACAAAAUGACCCGGUUCUUGGUUGAACACUGUGGCCUGAUAUUAUGGUUGUCAUCUAUUGUCUCAUCAUUAUGCUGGAAAGAAUGCGAAGACAGGAAAAAUUGUAUAUUAACACAAUUGCCUAUAAUACUGGAGGUGGUAAAUAAUCUUACUUCAGCGAGAAAUAUUGUGGAAUGGUUGCAAAAGUAUGCUCUGGAGCAGCUUUCAGAACUUUCAUUUCAUUUAUACAAACUUUUAGUUGGUGAUGGUGAACUUGUGAAAGAGCAAAGCACAGUCAACUCAAUUCUGCAAAUAUUAACGUUAGUGCUGAAGAUAUCGCAGAAGAGGAAAGUAUAUCAACCACAUUUCACCUUGUCAGAAGACGGAUUAUUUCAGAUGUGUGAAGCUAUUGAUGUAUGCACCAAAAAGAAGCAUAGUCCUUAUGCGGUGUUGGGACUAAAAGCUGUGCUCAUGAGUAUUCCUCCGAUCACUAUUAUGGGCAUGGAUCAGGAAAAGCUGUCGAAAUUUUUAAGCUGGGCAGUUAAUACUGCCAUCCAGUCGGAGUCAACAAAAGAGCUCCAGCCUGAGGAAUCUGAUUACUGUAUGACAGCAUUGUCAGAGAAAGAAGAACCUGAAGAUUCUCUUGUAUCAAAGCUUUUGCGAUGGUUGACUGCUUCAGUGAUCCUGGGAAAGAUUUCAUAUAAAUUACGUAAAUUUAACACUGAUAAUUUUUUGGAGGGAUCAAACAUCAACAAUUUGCAGUCUCUGUUAGAAUGCCACGAGAAAGGAAUUGGAGAAAACGAGGUUGAUCAUAGCUGUCGAGAUAUAUUAGCUGCAUCAAUUUUUUAUCUGCAACAGUUGCUGGGCAGAAACCAUAGAUUGCUUCCAUCAGUUGUCUCUGCACUGUGUCUUCUGCUUCUUUCUGGUUCCUCCUCCAUAGAUAUGGAAUUUUCAUUUGGUCUUGGGAUAUCUUUGCCAUCGCUUUUAUCGAAGAUUCGCUGCCCUGCCGAAGCUAAUCCUGCCUGGAGCUGGUCAUUUUUCCAGCCGUGGAGAGAUCUUUCCUUUGAGGUCGACGGAGUGAAGAAAAUCGAUGAAAUUCAUUCCUGCGAACAACUUCUGAUUGCGGUUUCUUUAAUGUUUGAUUAUAUAAUGCAUCUGGAUAUGGGCAGUCUAUACAACUGA